AUGUCCCUCGACGAAAAAGCGAACGCGGAGAAAAUCUCCCCAGUCUCCUCAAACUCGAGCUCAGAGCAAGCACAAUCAACCGCAUACAACGCGAACACCAACACCCCCAGCCUAUCCGCCCUCGACAAUCUCCAAGUCCUCCCCAAAAUCCUCCAAGAGGGCGUCCUCUUCGUCGCAUCAGGGCCUGCUCUCCUCCUCCAAGCCGCGCAUCCAGGCUUCUCUACCACCGCCAACACCAGCACAAACCUCACCACCGAGCUCACGACAUCCCUCCACGCAACCCUAAGCUACAUCGCCUGCCUGGUCUUCGGCACAGCGGAAGAAAAAGAAGCUCUAUUAGGCCGGUUGCGGCUAGGACAGCCUCCACUGCAAUCAAGCCCAAGCUCAACCCCAUCUUCACGACCUCCCGCAUCACAACUCUGGCUGCUUGCGACCCUCUACGCAACAGCAACAGACUUCUACCAGCGCAUCUACGGGUCCUUCGACUACCGCACCGCCGAGGCAGCGUACGACGAGUUCGGUGUAGUCCUGCGGCACCUCUCGCCAACCAUCCUCCCAUCCGAUCAAGCUUUGUGGCCGUCCACCCGCGCUGAGUUCUGGAAAUACUGGGACGCCGAGCUCCCGAAGCUUGCUGUUUCUGCGGCGGCGCAUGAUGUCGCGACGGAGCUGGCGCGGUGGGAUUUACCGCGUGGGGUGGGAUUGACCAGGCCUGUGUUGAGGGCGAUCACGAUCGAGAUGCUCCCUGAGAAUAUUCGGGAAGGGUAUGGGCUCAAGAGCACGUUUGGGACCAGACGGCUGUAUGCGACGGCCAUGGGGCUUUUGAAGCCGGUUUAUCCUUGUAUUCCGAGGGGGUGGAGGGCGUCUCCUGUUAAGUAUUAUUUGGAGGAGUUGAGGAGGGGAAUUAGCUCGUGA
Molecule: messenger RNA, 912 nt
Organism: Aspergillus mulundensis
Lineage: Eukaryota; Fungi; Ascomycota; Eurotiomycetes; Eurotiales; Aspergillaceae
Product: oxygenase MpaB family protein
Exons: 1
Coding region: 1-912 (303 amino acids)
Molecular function (GO): oxidoreductase activity
Source: RefSeq, a predicted model, not a curated record